Molecule: messenger RNA, 444 nt
Organism: Diversispora eburnea
Lineage: Eukaryota; Fungi; Glomeromycota; Glomeromycetes; Diversisporales; Diversisporaceae
Source: the annotation of a GenBank genome assembly
AUGGCAGUUGCACAAGAACAUUGGGCCGCCAAAUGGAUUCACUCAAGAGAAGGUCAUAUUCCUCCUGAUGCAUUCAGAUGUCACGAUAAAGCUAUCGCUCGUGCUCGUUUUAAAGGUGGAUUACAUAUUGGAUACGUCUCACAUGAACGCCGUGGUUGUGUCAUUGGUUGGGGUGGUGAAGAACAUUGUCUUCCUGAAUAUGAAGUACUUACUGGUGAUCAAAGUCAAUUUCGUUGGGUUAAAAGUUCAGGACAAGUUCGACCUCAAUUCUUUAUUCCUCUAAAAGCUGGGCACGAAGCCGACCAUAAUCAAGAAUUAUACAUUGCAAAAAUACAUAAUCAUAUUGGAAAAGCUGGUAAACAUUUGAUGGAAGGUGCAUCAUACCCAUGUGAUGGACGUGAAGUGACUGCUCAUGAUUAUGAAGUAUUAGCAUUCUUGGGUUAA